This is a messenger RNA of Dipodomys ordii (Ord's kangaroo rat), 1291 nucleotides long. RefSeq names its product ribosomal protein L3 (gene Rpl3). Gene Ontology annotation, cellular component: ribosome; cytosolic large ribosomal subunit. Bases 26 to 1237 code for a protein of 403 amino acids. Gene Ontology annotation, molecular function: structural constituent of ribosome; RNA binding. Lineage: Eukaryota; Metazoa; Chordata; Mammalia; Rodentia; Heteromyidae. The record is from RefSeq and is a predicted model, not a curated record. Gene Ontology annotation, biological process: translation; ribosomal large subunit assembly. The transcript is spliced from 10 exons.
UCUACCGGCGGGAUUGUGCGGCGAGAUGUCUCACAGGAAGUUCUCCGCGCCCAGACACGGGUCUUUGGGCUUCUUGCCUCGCAAACGCAGCAGCCGUCACCGGGGGAAGGUGAAGAGCUUUCCUAAGGAUGAUGCUUCCAAGCCUGUCCACCUUACAGCCUUCCUGGGCUACAAGGCUGGCAUGACGCACAUCGUGCGCGAAGUGGAUAGGCCAGGAUCCAAGGUGAAUAAGAAGGAAGUUGUAGAAGCUGUGACCAUUGUGGAAACUCCACCCAUGGUGGUGGUUGGCAUUGUUGGCUAUGUGGAGACCCCUCGAGGCCUGCGGACAUUCAAGACGAUCUUCGCAGAGCAUAUCAGUGAUGAGUGCAAAAGGCGCUUCUACAAGAACUGGCACAAAUCUAAGAAGAAGGCCUUCACCAAGUACUGUAAGAAAUGGCAGGAUGACAUGGGCAAGAAACAGCUGGAGAAAGACUUCAACAGCAUGAAGAAGUACUGCCAGGUCAUCCGCAUUAUUGCCCACACCCAGAUGCGCCUGCUUCCUCUGCGUCAGAAGAAGGCCCACCUGAUGGAGAUCCAGGUGAACGGGGGUACAGUGGCUGAGAAGCUAGACUGGGCCCGCGAGAGGCUGGAGCAGCAGGUCCCAGUGAACCAAGUGUUCGGGCAGGACGAGAUGAUUGAUGUCAUUGGGGUGACCAAGGGCAAGGGGUACAAAGGGGUCACCAGCCGCUGGCACACCAAGAAAUUGCCCCGCAAGACCCACCGAGGCCUUCGCAAGGUUGCAUGUAUUGGAGCCUGGCAUCCUGCCCGUGUGGCUUUCUCUGUGGCCCGGGCUGGACAGAAAGGCUACCAUCACCGCACUGAGAUCAACAAGAAGAUCUACAAGAUUGGCCAGGGUUACCUGAUCAAGGACGGCAAACUAAUCAAGAACAACGCCUCCACUGACUACGACCUGUCGGACAAGAGCAUCAACCCGCUGGGUGGCUUUGUCCAUUAUGGUGAAGUGACCAAUGACUUCGUUAUGCUGAAAGGCUGUGUGGUGGGAACAAAGAAGCGAGUGCUCACCCUCCGCAAGUCCUUGCUGGUACAGACUAAACGGCGGGCCCUGGAGAAGAUUGACCUCAAGUUUAUCGACACUACCUCCAAGUUUGGUCAUGGCCGCUUCCAGACCAUGGAGGAGAAGAAAGCAUUUAUGGGACCACUUAAGAAAGACCGCAUUGCCAAGGAGGAGGGUGCAUAAAGCCAAAACAUUGCCCAGCUGGUGGCAGGUCUCAAUAAACUGUUCCCAAUGUCA